AUGCAUGUGACAAGGGUUGUCGGUGUAACAGAGCAUUUCGGUGUUCCAAUUAUCGAUGUGGACAUGGUGAUGGCAUCGUUGGAGAACGCUAUGGCAUCUACCGGCGGAUUCUGCGUCGGUCGUUCCUAUGUUGUUGGCCAUCAACGACUUUCCGGUCUCGGAUACUGCUUUUCUGCAUCGUUGCCACCGUUAUUGGCGACAGCCGCCAGCGAAGGACUGCGAAUUAUCGACGAAGAACCAGAACGAGUGGCUAGAGUUCAGCGACUUGCCACGGCUGUGCAUAGGGGUCUUGAGGCUGCAUUUGUAUUAUUCGACGACGCAUCGAUAAUGAUCACGCGUGCCCGGUAUUUGGAACGAGACGAAAUGUAUCCAAUUACACCUAGCGCUCGCGUGAUGGUCCAAUCGGAAAUGACGGAAGACGAAAUUGAACGUGCAUUAGUAUCGAUUGCUAAUAUAGUAGCUGAUUUGUAG
Messenger RNA from Haemonchus placei, 471 nucleotides. The record is from the annotation of a GenBank genome assembly. Lineage: Eukaryota; Metazoa; Nematoda; Chromadorea; Rhabditida; Trichostrongylidae.